This is a messenger RNA of Oncorhynchus kisutch (coho salmon), 3106 nucleotides long. RefSeq names its product thyroid receptor-interacting protein 6-like. Gene Ontology annotation, cellular component: focal adhesion; cytoplasm; stress fiber. The coding region runs from base 165 to 1799 and encodes 544 amino acids. Gene Ontology annotation, biological process: positive regulation of non-canonical NF-kappaB signal transduction; signal transduction. The record is from RefSeq and is a predicted model, not a curated record. NCBI's taxonomy places the organism in Eukaryota, Metazoa, Chordata, Actinopteri, Salmoniformes, Salmonidae. The transcript is spliced from 10 exons.
GAAAAACAUGCAGUCAGGGCAACCCUGAAUCAGGCCACGCACAUUUCAAGUUUCUUUCCAAAGAAUACAGUUCUUUCUGAAUAAUUAUUCAAGGUAGCUGGCUUACUCCUUGAUCCUGCUUUGUGGUAUACCCCUCUUGUGUCUUUGUCUACUGGCAUUCCCUUAUGAACCCUGACAUGUCUGGUCCUACCUGGCCGCCUCCGGAGAGACCCGUCCCCCAGAUGUCCGACUCUGGACCAGCCGUGUACAGACAGCCGCCCAAGAAGGUCUCCUCGGACACCCGGCCCAAGUAUGUGGUCCAUGACCAGAACAGAGGAGGAGGUGGAAUGGCCACUAGGUACAUGGCUUCUGGACCCACAGCUGGGCCCAUGCAGCACCACCACCAAGAGGACCCAGGGUUUCACCCUAAAUCUAAUGACCACUACUACCAACCACCUCCCCAAGGGCUUGAAGAAGACCAAUCCUUGAACCCUCACAUGGACCGCUACCAGCUGAUGCACCUUGCACCUCCUGAGAAGCUGAUUGGACACCACUCCAACAUUGAGGGAGAGAUUGACUCGCUCACCUGCAUGCUGGCUGAUCUGGACAGCUAUUCACUAAGCAGCACACAGCUGUACGACAACGUGCCUUACAACAAACCCUCAGCCCAGCCAGGAGCCCCAUCUCGGGGAUGGCCGUCUAUGGGUUUCCCUCAGUCCACGGACCAUCCUGCACCCCCGAACCCCAGUGAUCCCCACCAGGGUCUCCAGUACUUCCCCCAGCCAGACGACACUGACGCCCAGGUCUCCAAACCCUACCCCCAGCAUGUCCCUGCCUCCACCUCUACUGGCCCGAGGUUCAGUGUCCAGGUCAAAACAGCUCGGCCUAUCACCUACUCCCAGACUGGUAGGCAAGCCGAGCAGGGUUACACCCCUCCCCCACACCGCCAGCACAUGUUGCGGAACUUGCCCCAGAAUCUCGCUUCCCAGGCGCAGGACUCCGACAGGAGCUUCAAGGGGAGUGUCGCAGGGUCUGGCGUGAAAGCCUCCCAGAGUUCCACUCCCAAAAGAGUCCCAGAGACUCAUCAAUCAGGGUCAGGCUCGGCACCAAGCUCCGCCUAUCAGCCCAGUAAGCAGGGGACAGCAGCUCUGAGACAAGAGGAGUUGGAUGGGCUCACAAAGAAGUUGGUGUAUGACAUGAAUCAUCCCCCUACAGAGGAAUACCUUGGUAGCUGUGCACGUUGGGGUGACGUAGUCCUUGGCGGCUGUAUCGCCAUGGAGCAGGUGUUCCACGUGGAGCGUUUCACUUGCGUCACCUGCCACGCCCCUUUCCGGGGGCAACCGUUCUACGACCUGGACAAGCAGAGCUACUGCAAGAGCUGUUACAUUAGUAUCCUAGAGCGCUGCUUUCUGUGCUCCAAGCCCAUCCUGGACCGUAUCCUGCGGUCCAUGGGCAAUGCCUACCACCCGCGCUGCUUCAACUGUGUUGUGUGUGGUUGCUGCCUGGACGGCGUGCCCUUCACCGUGGACGCUACCUCCCAGAUCCACUGCCUUGACGACUUCCACAGGAAGUUUGCCCCUCGCUGCUCAGUGUGUGACCAGGUCAUCAUCGCCGAGCCGGGCCAGGAGGAGACUGUCAUUAUAGUGGCGCUGGGCCGCAACUUCCACGUCAAGUGCUAUGUGUGUGAGGAGUGUGGUCUGCUCCUGUCGUCUGAGGUUGAGGAGCGAGGCUGUUAUCCCCUGGACGGUCACAUCCUGUGUAAGGGCUGCAGCGCCCAGCAAAUCCGGAACCCCUCCGCCAAAAUCUCCACUGACCGCUAACCAACUAUGGAAAAUCUUACCUUUAAUCGAUGACCUGUCAACCGUUCCAUUACUUUCACCUGCUCUGGGGUAAAAGUUGCCCUAAGGAACAGAUCUGGGAUCAGUUCUACCCCCUCUGAUACAUAACCUUAACCACACGUAGGAAAUGUUAACCUGACUUGAAAUCAGUCUCGAGGGGGAACUUCAUCCUCAUAGUUGUUCGUUAUUCUUCAGAUGCCCAAAGCUUAGGAAUUAGUAAUAGGCCUACUAUUGAACCUCAACCUGACAGUCUUCAAUGUCAAGUAAAAUUAAAUUAUGACUUCAUAAGGUUUAUAGGUACAGGGUAUUGAAAUGUGGAUGGAUUUAAGUUCAACCCAUUUUCCUUAUCUUCUGAUUUACACUAUCCUCUACCCCUACUCCCUUUCCAUCCACCUCCUUCCCCUCAGUCCCAUACCACGCUCUCACACACGAUCCUGCGUGUUUCACGCUCUCACACACGAUCCUGCGUGUUUCACGCUCUCACACACGAUCCUGCGUGUUUCACGCUCGCACACACGAUCCUGCGUGUUUCACGCUCGCACACACGAUCCUGCGUGUUUCACGCUCGCACACACGAUCCUGCCCAACAAAGGUGGGACAUUGAAGGAGCUCUAUGUAAAAUUAUUGAUAGAUAUUGUGGAUGUGGAGGAUAAGUAGGAAAAUGAGGUGAUAUUGAGGAAUACAAAGUCUUCCUGGCUGUGAGGUAACUGACCAGUCCAGACAAUGGAACACAUGGCGACCAAGUGGGUGUAGUCAGUGUGGUGCAGUGAGUAGAGUUUUUAGAAAGUAGACUGAAGGAAAGAUUGGGAAAAGAACGAGUUGAGUCAAGUCAAUGCUUUGAUCUCCUUGGAUAUUAACACAGUAUGUAGGUUGUCUUAUAUCUUGCACCACAUGUCAGAACAGAACAUCAAUAUUUUAUUCCACAGGACAGUGAUUUGUAUAAUGAUAAUUGGUACUGCAUUUUAGGGAAUGUUAUGCUAGUCCAAACCCCCUCUUUUAAAAUGUGAAUGUGCUUUUUAGAUAUUUUUCCUUGUUUAACAUUUGGGUUGAUUUGAUACUUUACAAUGAGGAAUAAGGCACAAUGAAGUAUUUUUGCCAUCGUCUUACUGAGAAACCGGGUUCUCCAUACUGGCCACGUGGGCUGAGAACGUCCUCUUGUGUUCACUUUGGGUUUUUGUUUAAGCUUAGCCUUAGGAGUUUUAUGGUUUGCACAAUUUGAUUUGAGUUUGAAGUGUGUGAAUGAUUAGCUAUUUUUCAUACAAUAAACCAUCCUUUUUUUCAGCAAACUA